This is a messenger RNA of Hippoglossus stenolepis (Pacific halibut), 3110 nucleotides long. RefSeq names its product endophilin-B2. The transcript has 13 exons. The record is from RefSeq and is a predicted model, not a curated record. Gene Ontology annotation, biological process: membrane organization. The coding region runs from base 99 to 1328 and encodes 409 amino acids. NCBI's taxonomy places the organism in Eukaryota, Metazoa, Chordata, Actinopteri, Pleuronectiformes, Pleuronectidae. Gene Ontology annotation, molecular function: protein binding. Gene Ontology annotation, cellular component: membrane; cytoplasm.
GAAGGGGAGAUUUCCGAGUGUCCGUGAAGAGGCUGUAUUUACGGCUGCACCAUCUCAGCUGAUCGAGGACCUUCCUCCGCGAGCAGCUCCGCAGCAUCAUGGACUUCAACGUGAAGAAACUGGCCUCGGACGCGGGAGUCUUCUUCACCAGGGCCGUGCAGUUCACGGAGGAGAAACUGGGUCAGGCUGAGAGAACCGAGCUGGAUCAACACCUCGAGAACCUCCUCACUCGAGCCGACGGAACCAAGAACUGGACCGAGAAGAUCCUGAGACAAACGGAGGUGCUGCUGCAGCCCAACCCAAUGGAUCACACAGGUUCUCGAAUCGAAGAGUUUAUCUACGACAAACUGGACAAGAAGCUUCCGUCCAGGACGACCAACGCCGAGCUGCUGGGACAAUACAUGCUGGACGCCGCACAGGAGUUUGGUCCAGAGACGCCGUACGGUAGCACCCUGAUCAUAGUCGGAGAGUACCAGAAGAAACUGGGAGGAGCCGAGCGUGACUUCCUCCAGACCUCAGCCGUCUCCUUCCUCACUCCUCUACGUAACUUCCUGGAAGGAGACUGGAGGACGAUUUCAAAAGAGAGGAAGCUUCUGGACAAUCGACGUCUGGAUCUCGACAUUUGCAAAGCUCGUCUGAAAAAAGCGAAGCUGGCAGAAGCUAAAGCUGCAGCUGCACCGGAUUUUCAGGAGACGAGGCCUCGAAACUACGUCCUUUCUGCCAGUGCGUCAGCGCUGCAGAGCGGCUGGGAGAGCUGGGACGUGGCCACGGAUCCGGCUGCAUGCGAGCAGAGGAAGCUGCUGAGCGAGGAGGUGGAUAAAGCAGAGCACGAGCUGCGCGUCGCUCAGACCGAGUUCGACCGACAGGCUGAAGUCACUCGACUGCUGCUGGAAGGAAUCAGCAGCACACAUCUCAACCACCAGAGAUGUUUGCAGGAUUUUGCGGAGGCUCAGGCGACGUACUACGCUCAGUGUCACCACCACAUGCAGGAGCUGCAGCGGGAGCUCCACAGUUGUACCAGUGCUCCCAGUGCCCCCCAUUCCUCCGCUUUCCUGUCUGGACCACCGUCUCCGGGGGCAACGGUGUUGUCCGGCCAGAAAGUGGUUGGCACGCUGGCGGUGGAACAGAGUCAGUUCCCCGUCACAGGAACCAGAAAGGCCAAGGUCCUCUAUGACUACGACGCCCAUGGUGUCAGCGAGCUGUCCCUCCUGGCUGACGAGAUCAUUACCGUUCACACCGUACCAGGAAUGGACCCUGAUUGGUUGAUUGGAGAACGGGGCAACGAGAAGGGCAAAGUUCCCGUCACCUACCUCGAACUGCUGAGCUAAUGGACCCACACACACACACACACACACACACACACACACACACACACACACACACACACACACACACACACACACACACACACACACACACACACACACACACACACACACACACACCUGUCAGAGGAGUUUCCAUAAACUGGUGGAUGAUUGAAGUUGCAUCAGGUGCGUCUCUGUCUGAUUGGUUGUUUCCUCUCAUCACUCAUGUUUACUCGGAGGCUGACGUUGCCACGGCUACAGCUACACUCUCAUGUUGUUAGCGCUGCAGUUUGGAUGAUUCUUCCUUAAACCUGAAUCUUCCGAAUCUCACGGAUUUGGUUCAAGAUAAAUCAUAUUCAAUGAGACCCUCCUGGUUUAGUAAAGAUUUUCUGUUUUGAAACAUAUCUAAACCACUGUUACAUCUUUAAAAUCAUCAAUCUUCUCUUUACGUCUCAUUCUACAGUUUCUGUUUCUGAGAGGUGACAGUUAAUAGAACAUGUUCCAUAAAUAAGUCAAAUAUGGAAAAUUACUCUGUGCGAGUCUCAAACUGGUACUCCAGAAACUGGCCAGUAGGAGGUGCUGCAGCGCACUCAGCACACCUGUGUACUUCGGGUGUUGGUAAAUCGUACAUUUUGUUAUAAGUCUCAAAGCUUCCGUGAGGCGUUCAGGGUCUUUGUCUUGUUGUCUGGUUCGUCUUUCCCGUGAACCCUGAUGAUGCUGAACUCACCAAAGUGAAAGUUGAGAUCCAGGUAGACGCUGACGUGGCUCAAACGUCUGCAGGGCGAAAAACACGAUCAGUCACAAACUUAGAAUGAUCAGUGUGUGGUAACUCUGCUGUCACACGUAAAUCACCUUAUCAUACAUCACCACGCUAGCUGCUCUGAGUGAGUCACAGCUGGACCUGACUCCACAUGUGAGUUUACACCAGGGACAUCAGAGAAAUGACUCAUCACCUGUGAGAAAGGUGCUUUAGUUCGGUUUGAUCCUAAAUUUUAAACUAACUUCCGAUGAUGUAAAGUCUUUAUUUUGUUCACUGAGUUAGAGCCGAGUGUAAUGUUGUCAAAGGGAAAUGACCCAUACAAAGUGAGAGUUCACGGUAGAACUCUCACUUUGUAUCGAACAUGACUUCAGUUAUAUUCAAACUGGGACGACGUUAAACCAAUAGUAAGACACAGUGAGUCAGGAAUGUUACGUAGUUUUCCUGAGUGAACGAUCAGUGUUUCAGGUUCUACAUCGUGGUAACAAACCAAGAGAGGGAUUCCUCUUUACUUUGUACGAUAUAACCUCCUCAUUCAAAUACAUUGGACUUAAUUACGAGUAAUUUCAAAUUUGUUGGACCUUGAAUUUACGGUCAUAGCUAGCAAAGAUGUUCCUGGUUCCCAGAGGAUGAUACAGAUGUUUUUGGGCCUCACUGACUUUUACUCGAUGGUCACGGUCUGGCCACAACCUACUGUCAGAAUUUAAUUUAAUGAGUAAACUAAUAAUUUCCUCUAGCGCCCCCCUCAGGCUACCUUUUAAUUUCCAACGUGUGUACUGAACUGAGGCUCAUGAGUGGGUUGAGUAGCUGUGAAAGUUCGUAGCAGCAGUGGAAGUUUAAGCUGACUGGAGAACAUAUUUAUUUACUGUGUGUGUACAUAAAUUCAGGAUUUCAGUUAUUUAGAGAGCUGUGUUUUGGGUUAUUUUCAUAUUUAGAGUUGAGUGUGUUGUUGCAAUAAAUGAGUGAACAUUCAUCACAUCUGUGUUUUCCUCUGAAUGAUGGGCACUGGUUUGAUGUACAAUAAACAUGCAUGUGUGUAACAGUAA